This is a messenger RNA of Alternaria postmessia, 771 nucleotides long. RefSeq lists its product as uncharacterized. NCBI's taxonomy places the organism in Eukaryota, Fungi, Ascomycota, Dothideomycetes, Pleosporales, Pleosporaceae. The coding region runs from base 1 to 771 and encodes 256 amino acids. The record is from RefSeq and is a predicted model, not a curated record. The transcript has 4 exons. Gene Ontology annotation, molecular function: hydrolase activity.
AUGUCGACCGAAUCUACACAGUCGCAGGCAUGCUGCAACACACCUGCGGUGGUCAGUAAAGGCUACCAGCCAAAGGGUGAUUAUAUUGAGGUAGACGGAUUGAAGACCUACCAGACCGGUCCCAAGGACGCAAAACAAGGAAUUCUAGUCGUCUACGACAUUUUCGGAUUCUUUAAUCAAACACUGCAAGGCGCUGAUAUCCUGGCUUACACCGACAGCCAGAAGUACCAAGUUUUCAUGCCUGAUUUCUUCGAGGGCAACCCAGCCGACAUCUCCUGGAUGCCGCCAGACACCAAGGAGAAGGAGCAAAAGAUGGGUGAGUUCUUCAAGUCGCAAGCUGCGCCUCCGAAGACACUGCCGCGCAUUCCGAAGAUUGUCGACGAACUCAGCCAGAAGAACGGCAUUGAGAAGUGGGCUAUCAUUGGCUUCUGCUGGGGCGGAAAGAUUGUCAAUUUGUCGUCCAUGGAAGGCACAAAGUUCAAGGUCGCCGCUGCGUGCCACCCCGCCAUGGUUGCUGGCGACGACGCCCCCGGCAUCAAGAUUCCCUACAUCAUGCUUCCUUCCGGCGAUGAGCCUAAAGACGAUGUUAAGAAGUGGGAGGAGGGUAUCAAGGUUCCUCACGUUGUAGAAUGGUUCCCAGACCAGAUUCACGGCUGGAUGGCGGCACGCAGUGACCUUGAGCAGGAGAAGGUUAAGAAAGAGUAUGAGCGUGGGUAUAAGAUGGUGUUGGACUUCUUCCACAAGCACAUGGGUUCCGAGGCGAAGCUCUAG